GAAUCUCGCCGAAUGUGAUGUACAAGCCUGGCGCCAUAUCCUUUACGUCCUUGGUGUAUUUAGCGACCGGCCCGAGGACCAGCGCUUUAAAGAAUGUUGACACAGUCAUACAGCGAGUGAGCCCAAAUGCACUGCUUGCGUUCGUGUGUGGUAUACACGUACAUAUCGGUCACAUCGAUAUUCUUUCUGCCUGGUUUCCCCACAUUGGUCAGAUUCUCAAGCAACCUGGCACCCAACAGGCACAGAAGGCGUUGAGGAAGAAGGAGCGGCGUGAGGGGUCAAGAGACGAAGCAGCCAAAGAGGUAAAAAGACGCAGAAAGCCGAAGAUCGUCACAUCUCUCUCACUACUUCGUCUGUGUCUCUGUGUCGGUGUGUGUGUAUCUGCAUCUCAACGUGUCUGCGUCUGUGUUCUUGCGUAGGUCUCUGCACCUGAUAGGAUGGCUUGAGCCAUCAGCGAGCCGAACGACAGCCGUCAUGCAUUCUGUAGGCUGAUGCAGUCUCAGCAGCGCGGGUGUG
This is a messenger RNA of Vitrella brassicaformis, 516 nucleotides long. The record is from the annotation of a GenBank genome assembly. Lineage: Eukaryota; Vitrellaceae.